Acanthocheilonema viteae is the source of this 1464-nucleotide messenger RNA. NCBI's taxonomy places the organism in Eukaryota, Metazoa, Nematoda, Chromadorea, Rhabditida, Onchocercidae. The record is from the annotation of a GenBank genome assembly.
AUGUCCGCUUCACAGUAUGGUACAGCAAAUCCCGCUGAUAUCGAUUCGACCUCAGGUGUUUUGAAAGAGUUGAAAGAUGCUGAAAACCAGACUACUGGAAAAAUUCUGCCUAAUGCUGAAUCGGAAUCGAAAUGCUAUUUGCAACGGCGACAUCUUGUCGUGGUAUUAGCAUUUUUAGGAUUUGCUAAUAUCUACGCAAUGAGGGCGAAUUUAUCAGUUGCGAUUGUUCAGAUGACUAGUGAUACGGUUGUGAUCACGGUAGAUGGACAACAAGUGAGGGAAGCUGAGUUCGAGUGGGACUCGAUAACACAAGGUGCUAUCCUGGGAGCAUUUUUCUAUGGCUAUUUUUUAACACAGCUUCUCGGCGGUUACUUGGCACAUCGUUAUGGUGGAAAGUUCGUUUAUUUCGCGGGUGUUUUCGGUACUGCUGUUUUCACUCUGCUUUCUCCUCCACUGGCAAAACUUGGGAAAGUUUCAAUAAUGGCAGCAAGAUUUUGGGAAGGACUUUUUGAGGGUGUUUCGUAUCCUGCAAUGCAUGCUAUACUGGGAAACUGGGCACCAACGAUGGAAAAAACUCGGAUGAGCGCAAUUUCAUACGCUGGUUCGUACUUCGGAACCGUCAUAGCAAUGCCUAUAUCGGCUGUUAUUGGUCUUCAUUUCGGAUGGCCAUCCAUAUUUUAUUUCUUUGGAGUAGCUGCUUUGUUAUGGUGCUUUUUAUGGGUGAAAAAGUUUCAUGAUAUGCCGGAAAAUGAUCCAAAUAUAACCACGGAUGAAUUAACGCUGUUGAAACGCGAAACUAAGCAAGCAGUUGUUCCUUGGAAACAUAUUCUUUCAAGUAGAGCCGUUUGGGCCAUUGUUAUUGCACAUGUAUGCCAGAAUUGGGGAUUUUAUACAAUGUUGACAAGUUUACCACGGAUAUUGGAAAAUCUCCUUAGUUAUGAUCGUGAAAAAGCUGGAUCGCUAUCAUCUCUUCCAUAUGUUCCUAUGGGUAUUGUGCUCCUGACUGCUGGUGGUUUUGCUGAUUAUCUUAGGAAGAACUAUAUGUGGUCCACUAUUAAAGCGAGAAAAGUUUUUUGCUGUUUAGGAUUGUUGGGAGAAGCAGCAUUUUUGUUGUUAGCAACAACGGAAAUGCGCAGAUUGUUGGUACUCGCUUCGCUGAUAAUUUCUGUUGGUUUGGGUGGUCUUGCAUGGAGUGCAUUCUCCGUCAAUUCUCUCGAUAUCGCUCCACAGUACGCUGGUCACCUUAUGGGUCUUUCGAAUACAUUAGCUACAUUACCAGGAAUGAUUAGUCCUUUAUUUGUUGGUGCAGUCGUCAAAAAUCAGUUGCGCUGUGAAUGGCAUACUGUGUUUUUUUUUACAUCAGGCAUUUAUAUAUUCGGCGCAUUUAUAUUUUGGGUUUGGGCGAAAGGUGAAUUAGAAGAAUGGUCAUUACAUCAGGUUGAUUCAUCACAAACUGAUGACUGA